Molecule: messenger RNA, 1338 nt
Organism: Zingiber officinale
Lineage: Eukaryota; Viridiplantae; Streptophyta; Magnoliopsida; Zingiberales; Zingiberaceae
Product: sphingoid long-chain bases kinase 1-like
Exons: 5
Coding region: 639-1292 (217 amino acids)
Biological process (GO): sphingosine biosynthetic process
Cellular component (GO): cytoplasm; intracellular membrane-bounded organelle; membrane
Molecular function (GO): kinase activity
Source: RefSeq, a predicted model, not a curated record
UUUCCUCCUCACCAUUGACCGUCUGACUAUCUCUCUUAGCCUCAUCUCCUUCUUCCCCUUCCUAGAUCGAUGCCCCUUCCUCUCCCGAUCAGGAUCAACACAUGACGCCCUUGCUUCUUCGUCCAACCACACCGUAUCUCCUCCAACUCCUCCCUUUGGGUGAGAAGAGGAGCCCUUCUUCACAUUCUGAUAAUUUUUCCUUCAUUCAUCUCCGGUCCAGCAUUCACUGCCACCGCUGGAGUCCUCCAAAGUACUCUAGACUAGUUUAUAUGUUUAUUAUUGUGCUCGAUCUGCUUUUGGUUACUUUGUUGUGGAUGCCCCCUCUCGAGCUUAGUAUUAGAUCUCACCCGAUCGGCUCCGUUGCAUUGAGCUAUGGCACCAGGUCAUGAAUAUAAGCUAUGUCUGGGCAAACCAGAAAGUAGGCACUGCUCCAUGUUAAUGCUCUGAGUGAUGCUGAAAGAAGCACGAGUUGUGUUACCACUCAGACUUGUAAGAAUGGUCAUAGACGAUUACCUUUUGUGGUCACUAGAGUAGAUCUGGAAAAGGGUCGCCAACAGUGUCAGAAUCCAUCUGUGAUUCUGGCACGAGGUAAAUUAGCAAGAAAAUGACAUCUGCUUAUAAGAACUGCAGGAAGACCUAUGUCAAAAUUUGAAAACCUGCCUUUCCUGAAAAAAGAGGCUAAGGUAAAAUCUUUGCAGCAAACGGAUGCUCAUGUGACCAGUGACCAUCCUUUGAAGCUUAAAGAGCACAGAUUAGAUAUUGGAGAUGAAAAUUAUGAUUUGUUGGGAUAUGAAGUUUACUCUGGGAAACUUGUUCUAAAUAAUAAAAACAAAGGCACAACUGCUAAUGAACAAAUUGGAUCAAGGAUUGGAAACUCUGAUAGUAUUGAUGCAAAGCUUUCAAGCAAAGCCCUAGCUUGGGGUUCCCAUGUGCUAUAUGUUGGCGAUGUCAUAUCGCUUGUAGGUUUCGAAAUGGAAGUGGUUAAAAUAGAAUAUGCUGGUCAUGCAAGAGAACUUGCUUCCACUAUAGAAAUCAGCAACUACCCUGAUGGAAUAGUAUGUGUUGGAGGAGAUGGCAUUGUGAAUAAGGUACUUAAUGGUCUUCGAGCAGAGAUAACCAAAAGGAUGCACUUUCUAUUCCAAUUGGCAUCAUUCCUGCUGGUUCAGACAAAUUCACUAUUCUGGACUAUUUUGGGGGUCAGGGAUCCCCCAAAAUAUCUAUUACCUUUUGAUGUUGUAAAAAGAAUAUUUGUAUAUUUUAUGGAUACUGUUGUAAGAAGAAUAUUUGUGUAAUUUGUGGAUACGGACUUGAUGUGUACAAUAUCUAUUAUCUUUUUAU